AUAAUAUUAAUUAUGACGCCAUGAUAAUGUGACAGCUAGCUGGGCCAGGUGACUAGGUCUUCCCAUGUGGCCAUGUGGCGGACCCUCGGGCGUCAUGCUGUCAUUAUCUGCCAUAUAUGUACGUGCAGUCAAGGCGGUACCAACUUGAGAUAACUACUAGCCAGAACACGACGUCUCGGGAUAUUGUCUGGUGGGAUUGUUUCCAUGCCAUUUAUGGCGGGGCUUCUAGCCUUUCUUUGGCUUAUCGUCACCCGGGCUUAUCACAAUCCAUACAUCAUUAUCACAACAUGCCACUUGCCGCCCCUCUCGCUGCGACCCUCAAGGAUCAAUCCCCUAACUUGAAAACCGCUCUACGGCUCCUUGACGCUUAUACCUCAUACUCGGAUGAAACUCUGAAGACCACUUUCGAUGAGACCGUCACGGAUGACUUUGCGCUUGUUGCACUCCCAGAGUCAUUGAGCGUAUUUGGAUGGACCCAGCUCAACAAGUUAGAAUUCAGCCUGGCUAUCCAGAGUCUUGGUUGGAAAGGGAUAAAAGUUUAUUGUCACAGAAGUAGUGGAAACCGAAAGCGAUGUAAUUCUCUGGGUAAACAUUCCGCCUCAGUCUGUUACAUUGGCAGGGGAGUCGCUCACGUCCCACCACGUGUUCAGGAACCGUUUCAACGCUGAUGGGAAAGUUGUGGAGGCAAGAUACAACCUGGACACCAAGUUUGUACAUGACUUUCUUUGGUCUGGGCCCCAGGGAACCAUAGGGCGUAGACCUGCGUAGGAAACCACUAGCAAGACCGCAGUCCCAUUUCUAGCUCCAAUAAGCAAGUAACAGUCAAUGUACAAUAUGAUGCUUGGUUUGAUUCGCCCUGUGACUGGUUGACGUCGGCUUGAUUGAGUUGUCGUUGGGGUGGGAGUUAGCCCAAUACAAUUUUGCUUCGAAAGGAACCUAUUCCCAGAUAGAAUGAGCCAACACACGAAGAACGCCUCCAAAACGAAUCUGGAGGCAGUUGAUUCCCAUUCGGAACGACACAGGUUCA
Molecule: messenger RNA, 1027 nt
Organism: Cantharellus anzutake
Lineage: Eukaryota; Fungi; Basidiomycota; Agaricomycetes; Cantharellales; Hydnaceae
Exons: 5
Coding region: 117-668 (183 amino acids)
Source: RefSeq, a predicted model, not a curated record